AUGCGGGCAAAUCCCGAGAUGAGUCGAGCCAAAUUGCUCAAGUUUAAGAAAAAGGCCACGAUGCAGCGCCAAGAAGUAAAAACUCUGAGAGGCAUGACUCCAUGGAAUAGAAGUUAUGACUAUAUUGUUCGCUUGUUGGCAAGAUCAUUAUUUACAAUUCUAGAGAGGAUCGUACAUGUCUUCGGAAAUUAUCCCCAGCAGCCAAUUGAGCAGCGUGAAGAUGAUUAUGAAUGUGUAUUACAUACUGUUCCCCUUCGACGGUCCUUUUCCUUCUCUACUCCUAUGCAUCUUUAUGUCCAUUCGCAGAAUAAUCAGGAUGAGUUGGAUUCAGAACAGCCUGGGAGGAGGCAUUUGUUCAACUCAUCCGGGUUAGUGGCUGACAAGAACAAAAGGAAGAAGAAACAGCAACAAGCUCUUCAUUUAGAAAUCAAGCAGUUGGGACGUACAGGCGGAUGCGUGUCAGCAGGAACUGAUUCUCCUAUUGUAGCAAAGUGUGGUUCUAUGAGAUCAAAUGAUUAUCGAGUGAAAUAUGUUGAGAAAACCAAAACUGCAGAUAAUUCUCGUAUUUUCAACAGGAUAAGUAUAUAUUCCAAACUAUCCAUCAAUAGUCGAUUGAGACCAGUACAGUUUACUCUCGGUGAUGCUGCUUUAGCUCUCCACUAUGCCAAAGUAAUCAUAUUGAUCGAGAAGAUUGCAUCAUCACCUGACAUGGUUGAUUCUGAAACCAGGGAUAAUAUGUACAUCAUGUUGCCGACAACGAUCAAAACUGCUCUGAGGGCUAAGCUCAGGAGGGGCGGCAAAAGAAAGGCUUCCUCGGGCUGUGACCUCGCAGAAGGAUGGAAAGUGGUGGUAACGCAGACUUUAGGAUGGUUGGCUCCACUAGCUCAUAGCAUGGUAAGGUGGCAUUCUGAGAGGAAUUUUGAGAAGGAGCAUGCAACUCCCAAGGCAACUAUCCUGCUGGUCCAGACUCUGUACUUUGCAAACCAAGCGAAAGCUGAAGGUGCCAUUGUAGAACUUCUUGUUGGUCUAAACUAUAUUUUCAGGAUUCAUAAGCAAUCGGCCGGGCUCAAGAGACUCGCCUGACUUCAACGCCAUUAGGUUGAGAAGUAAAUCUACCAUUAAGGAUUACAGUGUCUGACAUCACGGCAAUCAUACCUUGUUUGGAUAUAUAUGUUGGGAGUGAUUGCGUAUAGCUCCUCUCCAUACGAGAGAGUGCAUGAUGGUACCCAAUAGCACUCUUUC
Prosopis cineraria is the source of this 1242-nucleotide messenger RNA. RefSeq lists its product as uncharacterized. The transcript has a single exon. The coding region runs from base 1 to 1083 and encodes 360 amino acids. Gene Ontology annotation, biological process: positive regulation of growth. NCBI's taxonomy places the organism in Eukaryota, Viridiplantae, Streptophyta, Magnoliopsida, Fabales, Fabaceae. The record is from RefSeq and is a predicted model, not a curated record.